Molecule: messenger RNA, 981 nt
Organism: Suillus paluster
Lineage: Eukaryota; Fungi; Basidiomycota; Agaricomycetes; Boletales; Suillaceae
Exons: 5
Coding region: 1-981 (326 amino acids)
Source: RefSeq, a predicted model, not a curated record
AUGUCUUUUAGCUUUGCUGCCUUCACUCCUCCUGCACCCCUCGACUCAGGUAAGGAUUGGAUCCUCGCGGAAUGGAAGGAACUGGAGGAUAGGGUGAUUGCUGAGGCGAAGUGCAUUCUGGAUGAUAAGGAGGAGCUGCAGGAGGAAUGGAGGAUGUGGUGCGAACGUUGGGCUGAUAUUAUGGUGAGUGAUCCGUCUAUUCCAUUUGAUACGGAACAUUACCCCUCCGCUUCUAGAGAGUGCUAUCCGACUGCACUGACCUGGGGCCGCGCCCAGGACGUUGUCCUCACAAUGUCCGGUGAGGCAAGGGCCGCUGGGGUCGGGGCUAAUGAGCAGUACGAACAAUGGAUGGGUAUUGACUCCCCCCCGCGCACCCGCACCGGAUCCGCCCCUGCGCAACCACCUUCAACGGACAGGACGGGUGGGUCUGCAUCCCUUGCCCCCCGGAUCAACCGUAUGAAGAUGGAGGUAGCUAUCCUGUCCAAGUCUGCCAUUGCUCAGAAGACCAUUACUCACGAUCCGCCCUGCGCGCGUUGCAUCAAGGUAAAGAAGGAGUGUAAGUGUGAGUAUGCUUCAUUUGGAAAGGCGACGGGUCUUAAGGGCAAGGUAUUGGAUGCGCCCACCCUCUCUGCUAGUGCUAGCGGAUCCCUCUGUCGGACCGUCUCAUCUCCCGGUUUGGCUGUUCUAUCUGGCAGUGAGCCGGAAAUCGUCGAGGCCCCUGUGAAGUGCGCCACCCGCAACACGCGCAAGGCAGCGGAACCUAAGGGUAAGGGUAAGGGUAAGGCGAAGGAGGUCGUCCCUGCCACCCCUACAGUCGGGGAGUUGUCUGAUGAAGUGUCGCACUAUGAGAAGGGCGAAAUCAUGAAGGUUCAGCAUGAGUUGCGUGUCCUGAAGGGCCAGCUCAUCAGCCUCUAUGAGUCUGCCUACAAGAUCUCGACUGAGGUGGGUCACUUGGAGAGGCAUCUUGGGGGUCUCCUCUAG